Messenger RNA from Striga asiatica, 987 nucleotides. The record is from the annotation of a GenBank genome assembly. Lineage: Eukaryota; Viridiplantae; Streptophyta; Magnoliopsida; Lamiales; Orobanchaceae.
AUGAGGGUAGAGUUGGUCUGUGGGCACAGUGAGAGGCUUUUGGCGAAUUACAAAGAACCUGGGUUACACACGUUAAGAUUGACUUGGAGAAAGAUUAUCUGGAGAAACACAAACCUACUUCAAAAUUUUGAAAGGGAAGCUGCUAUUGCCGUGAAUGUUGGAAUUAGGGGUUUUGUUCACGAGAACCCAUCUUCAGGGUCUUCUGACAAGUUCACCUCUUCUGGUAACUCAGUAUCGACCCAUGAAGACCAGUUUACUUCGCUCUCAGCAUCCAUCUGUAAAAUUUCACCUGUAGGAUGUCCCUGCAAUAUCCCCAAUAUCAUCUGCCUUGCUCUGCAAAACACUCAUCUUCAGAGACAUAGCAUCCCCAACUUUCCCAAUCUCCUUCUCGAUUUCAACCGCCUCAUGUCUCAUAUUUACUAUUUCCACCCCCAAACUUUUAUAAGAAUUCUCGAGAAGCACCAUGCCUUCUAUCAAACUUUCCUUCAUUUUCACCUGGCUUUCCCUCAGCUCGACUUGAGAAUCCUCGAUCCCCUUAGACUGCUCUUCCUCUCUUUCGAAAAGAAUCUGAGAAAGAAAGAGAAAGACUUACUGCAGCUGGUGGCAAAUGGAGUUGGUCUCGAGAAAGUACUCGAGAAAGAUUUUGUGCUCGUCUGUAUCGAGAUUGGUCAAACAUUUCUUCAUGACCGAUUUGGGGUCACAGUAAGGAAAACCGGGCCUGCCCGUGUGGCUUUGGAAGCAGUCGCUAAGAUGCCAGGCCAGGCGGGCCCGCAAUUCUUGGUCUGCAAGGAUUUUCGAGCAACUUUCGAACAUGUUUUGGUAGGAGGCUUGCCAGCAAGAAUCUGGAGCUUUCAUUUUUGUCCUGGCAUUGUCGAUGAGCUGUACGCCCUUAGGGUCGUGGAGAGCUUCCAUGGAGAAUUCAGACAUCAUCGUGUUCUUCGUGCCCGUGUGAGUUUCUUGUUUGGCCGAAAAGAGCCAGCUUGUUGA